Molecule: messenger RNA, 852 nt
Organism: Rotaria socialis
Lineage: Eukaryota; Metazoa; Rotifera; Eurotatoria; Philodinida; Philodinidae
Source: the annotation of a GenBank genome assembly
AUGACUGGCCGAAAUCGAAAUCAACAUGUCGAAAAAUUUCAUUGGCAUCUGUGGCUAUUAUUUGCCAUUGAAAAUUGGAUACUCGAUUUUGGUCGUCCAAUUGCAAUGUUAAUAUUUCCUCUUGAAUGGUUUCCAUUGAAUUUACCAAGUGUAGGCGAUUAUUUUCAUAUGAUAUAUAAUGUAGUAACACCAUUUAUAUUGCAAAGUUUAAUUUUGAAAAGUCCGAAAAAAGUUAAUCAAAGUUUAUUUACAAUUCUAAUGACUAUAUUUGUUAUGGGUGCAAGUAUACAUUUAGUUGGAGAUUCAAUUAACCAUCGUUUAGUACUUAAUGGUUAUCAAUUACAUUUAAGUGUACGUGAAAAUCCUAUUAUGCAAAAACUUGAUCCACCAAGUUUAAUAGAUUCAUUUGAAUUACUCUAUUUUUAUGAUGAAGAAUUAGGUCAUUAUAUGUGGUAUUUACCAUAUUUUAUGUGUUUUCUAAUGUUCUUCAAUAGUACAUUUGUUUCCGUGCAAUCUGAAAAAGUCAAAUCGUCAGGAUUUUGGUUUUUAGCUUUAUUAAAUUCGACGUAUUAUUGGUAUUUGGUUACAGAAGGACAAAUAACACCAUUGUUUAUUGUAACAACCCUUCUUAUGACAAUAAUCUGGUUAUAUCAACGAUUUAUUAAAAAAAAUCAUUUGGAUGUAAAUGGACGAUUUCUUCUUUAUACAUUCCAUAUGACAAUUCUAUUAGUUGCUGGUUGGACAAGUCUCUUUUGGACUGAUGAAGUAUUAAGAACAAAAUAUGCAUCAAGUUUAAUUUAUGUACCAGAACCGUGGUCGGUUUAUUCAUUAUAUGGGAAAAGAUUUUUUUAA